GAUGGCGGCCGCCGGGCGGCUGUGCGCCCUGUUGUGCCUGGCGCUGGCGGCCGGCGCGGCCGCGCUGGGGAAGCGGAGCCCAGUGAAGGUGCUGUCGGACGGCAUGUGGCGGGAGCUGCUGCAGGGCGAGUGGAUGGUGGAGUUCUAUGCCCCUUGGUGCCCCGCCUGCCAGAACCUGCAGCCGGAGUGGGAGAAGUUUGCCGAGUGGGGCGAGGACCUGGAAGUGAAUAUUGCCAAAGUGGAUGUCACGGAGCAGCCGGGAUUAAGUGGGCGAUUUAUCAUAACAGCUCUUCCUACCAUCUAUCACUGUAAAGAUGGAGAGUUCAGGAGAUACCAGGGUGCAAGAACUAAAACUGAUUUCAUAAAUUUCAUCAGUGACCAGGAAUGGAAAUCUAUUGAACCGGUUUCAUCAUGGUUUGGUCCUUCCUCUUUCCUGAUGAGCAGUAUGUCAGCUUUGUUUCAGUUGUCAAUGUGGAUCAGGCAUUGCCAUGGCUAUUUAACAGAAAAUGUCGGGAUACCAGCCUGGGGCUCAUACGCUGUUUUUGCAUUGGCAACUCUAUUCUCAGGACUAAUACUGGGACUUAUAAUGGUGUUCUUAGCAGACUGUAUCUGUCCAUCCAAAAGGCACAGACCACCACAGUACCCUCAUUCAAGAAAGCUAGCUCCUGAGUCAGCUCAGCUGCUGAAAAAGCUGGAUGAAGAGCAAGAAGCAGAUGAGGAAGAUAUCUCAGAUGAUGAAACAGAGGGUAAAGAGAUGUCCAACAGAAACUCGUCACCAAACACUGUAAGGCAGCGCCCAGUGAACCCUGCUGCUACAAUGGAUAAAUCUUAGGUUUGUUUGCAUGCAGGAUUAGUGUUUGAGUCACCAACUCAAAAGGAGAUAAAUGUCAAAUCCUUCAGGUUCAAGAGAAGAAUGACUCCUGUCAUGGUAAUAUUGAUGCAUUUUUUUGAAUUUAGAAAAAAAAAAAGAAAGCAUCUUUGGCAUAAGGUAUUCAAAACUAAAACAUGCUGUUGCAAAUGGCUGAAACUUCUCCUGUCUGUGUGCAGAGAAGUACCAAGAAAUAAUUUGUGGCUUCCUGAAUCACUUGUUCUAUAGGGAUUAUUUUUUUUAACAGAAUGUAAACCAGUGUACUUGUUGCAUUAGGGAACAUUAGCAAGGAAAAUGCACUAACCUGUUUGCUGUUAAAGCAUUCAAAAAGAUUUCUCAAUAUAUAUCUUACCUAGUUGUGCUCUGAAGAAAUGCUGAGGGGAAAAGUUCCUUCAGUUAUUAAGGGACACGGUCCAGGCUUUUUAUGUGACAAGAACUUCUGCUUUGUGCUAUGACAAUGAGUGCUACAAAACCCCCAGUCUUUCUUCUUCCAAAGAGAUGAAAGUUGCUAUCGUCAUUCAGAGGAACAGAAGCUGCCCUCUGAACAAAAGCUAGAGAGCUUGUCUUUGCCAUCCUCCCAGAUGGAAGUUACCACAAGCACUGUGUAGUGUGGAUUCUCUGGCUGACCAGAAGCCUGCUAUUUGCAUCAAUUUCUUUUAGAAAAGGCUGUAGAAAAUAGUGUGUGCUUCUUGGCGAAGUAAUUCUUCUCCAGAAAAAAAAUUACAAAUAGCACCAUGAAGUCUUGUUUGUCUCAAUGACUCUGAUUCAGAUGGGAAUAGUUUACAUGCAGGGUUCUCUGCUGAGUGUAGAUCCUAUCCGUUCAUCCUGCUGGAUGGCAGUAGGACUCUGCUUAUUUUUAAUACAUUGUCAGUGAUUUCUGCUUAAUCAAAUUUUACUGCAAGUCCAGUCAGGCUGUACCUGGUCUGAAGUUGAAAUAACUGCUUCUUAAUUUCUUUUACAGAAAGUCAUCUUUUCUGUUUUGACAAAACCAUCUUGAAACAAUUAUCCUAAUUCUUUCUUUAAACAACUGUAGUCUACUGUUUUCUGUAUGGUAUUUGUUUUCACUCUGUGUAGAAAUAAAAAGAAUGCACGUGCGCAUUGGACCACUGUUAUCUUGCAUCGCUUGUAAAGAACUUUCCCUAUUCUUUCAGUUACUUUCCAAAAUAUUUGCAAGGGAGGGGUUAGCCUAAUGAUGAGCAU
Molecule: messenger RNA, 2068 nt
Organism: Haliaeetus leucocephalus (bald eagle)
Lineage: Eukaryota; Metazoa; Chordata; Aves; Accipitriformes; Accipitridae
Gene: TMX1
Product: thioredoxin-related transmembrane protein 1
Exons: 8
Coding region: 2-832 (276 amino acids)
Source: RefSeq, a predicted model, not a curated record